GGAAAAAAAGACGCAGAGAAACACCUCCAGAACCCACUUGUAAAGGCAGUAUAGGAAAAAAUAAAAAAAAAGCAAAAACAACUGACUCGGUUGAAAAAGAAAAUCAAGAGACACCAAUACAAAAGACAUCUCCAUACAAUAUCUCAAGUCAGAGUGAAAACGAUAAGACAUGCCAAAAAGAUGUGAUAAGCACUGCUUUAACCUGGGACGACAAGGUAGAGCAAGACUUACAGGUGUUAAAAGACUGUACGAACAUGCAAACGGAGGAGAAUACAGAAGAAGAACACGUACCAACAUGUAUAUCUAGUAAAAUAGCCGAAGUAAACAAAGAAACAUCAAAACAAAGACACGUUCUAAAUAAUGACUGUGCAGAAAACACAGAUAUCCCGCUUGAGGAAAGUGUUGCCCAACCGCA
Molecule: messenger RNA, 415 nt
Organism: Dentiscutata heterogama
Lineage: Eukaryota; Fungi; Glomeromycota; Glomeromycetes; Diversisporales; Gigasporaceae
Source: the annotation of a GenBank genome assembly